Molecule: messenger RNA, 2598 nt
Organism: Pseudomyrmex gracilis
Lineage: Eukaryota; Metazoa; Arthropoda; Insecta; Hymenoptera; Formicidae
Gene: mi
Exons: 5
Coding region: 347-2056 (569 amino acids)
Source: RefSeq, a predicted model, not a curated record
GUUCCUUGCGUUUGCCCUUGCGAUCAAUGUAGAACUGGCUUAAGAUUUGAGAAUCGACCAUGAAUUCGAACACCUUAUUCUCUGUACAUUUAUAUACGUUAAAGCACAGCGAAGACUUCACUCGUAUGUUGAUUGUAUACGUAGCUCGAUGUGGACAGGAGUACGAAACAUGAUCACGUAUUGUGGCUCGCGGUGAUUUGAGUGAGAGUGACGAGUGAAAUCGUCGACCUACGUGGUGCAUCAUCCGAUAAAAUUUGGAGCAAUACCGAAACAUACUUAAAAAGUCAGAAACAUACGUAAAGAGAACAGCGUAGUUCUUCGAUUGCUGUAAUAUUUUACUGAUCUCAUGGAUUGUUUUGCCGAUCAAAAUGAUGAUUCUUGUUCCACCGAGACGUACCGACAUGUUUCCAGCCCGGAGAUGUUUGACAGCGAAACCGAGAGCGACAUCGAAAUGAAAGGCGGCGAGCACAAUGACGAUGCAUUGAUAACGCGCAUUCCCGAGAUCUCGCAAGCCGAAUUAGUUGCCAAGUCGGAUAAAGCUCUGCUGAGCAGAAUCAACAAGUAUCUGAGUGGCGUUCCGCCUCCACCGAAACACACCAUAUCCCAGCGAGAUUGUGCGGACUUUUUAGAACAUAUUUACAAAAACCGCGAAUUGUUCUUGUCUGGAUUUUGCCCAUUACCGGGCGAACAUUCAGAAUCCACAAUACAAAGUACAAAGCUACAGAGUAAGGAAGACGAUAGCGGAAAUAUUUAUCAAUUAAUCACGCGAACUGCUUCGAGAAAUUUGACAAACCACUUUGACGCCUGUGAUCCGCCAGCCGAUAGUACAGAAAACGUGGAAUUAGUUAGAAUUAAUGGCGAUAAUUUAAGUACACAAUGCAGUGUUCCUAACAAAGUAGAUAUGUCGGUUAAUGUGAUAACGAAAGUUUCGCCAAUUAGAGACAAUUCGAAUGUAUCUCAGGAGCAAUCUUCUCUUCUUUAUCAUACAAUUAGUGAAAAAGAAGCCGUGACUUUAGCAUGGCCCGAGGCGUAUUUUCACAAAUUCUACGGCAUGCAUUACAACAGAAGCAGAGUUGUGGAAGAUUUUGAGAAUUUAACAAUAAAAUUGUGCGAAAGAUACGUAGGAGCCGAGACACAGUCAACUUGUAAUAUAUGGUUUUCGAAACAGCCGAGUAGCCCGAAGAAACGAAGUUUACUGGCAAAGCGCGUGAACGGCCAAAGUCCGGAGAAGAGAUUGACACAUUUAGCUAGAAGACGCAAAACUUUCUCGAGCGCUAACUUGCAGGGACUUGCUGAAAAGAAACAGUUUAUGGUACAAAUUAAGAAAUCUACGCACAAAAAAAAUAAGAGUCCAAGAAUUAAGAGUCCACGGGGUAAAAGUCCAAGAAACUCGGCAAAGAAGAGGGUGGUUCGAAGAUUGACGUUGGACGGGUCGAGUCCGCUUAAAUCCAAGUUAGAGACUUCAAAACGCGCGCUGUUUCAAAGUCCUCCCACAGAUCGCGCCGGUCCCAGUAAAUUAUUGCAUGCGAGCAGUGUGGAUACUCAGAAGAUCAAACGGGUCUUAUUUUCAACGCUAAAUAAGAAUGAGACCAAACUCGAGGAUAACAAACCGAUAAUUUCGAGAGAAGAAAGCAGAAAGAGAAAGUACGAGGACGAACUACAAGGACCACGAGUGAAGUGGCCAAAGAGUUUGUCCUUCGACUGUGCACACGAGCUGGAAAAUACUUCAAAAAUCGGAUGGGAAAGACACUCGUCGAGCAAUCUUCUGAUGAAAACGACUGACACGUCCUUCAAUCAAGGAAAAAACGAGCUCAGUGACACGCACAGAAAGAAAUUGUUUUGGGCAGUUACAGAAGCUUUACGAAGCAAAGGUAUCGACAUGAGUCAUCCAAAGUUCAAGCAGUAUGCUACACACUUGGCACGCACAAUUAAAAAAUACAUGCCCGAUCUCGAGAACAGAGAUAUUCCACGAAAACCUGGUAGUACAAGCGAACGCAUGUUGAAGUUGGCUAAACACCACGUGUUGCUUCUCAUUGACACUAGGCCGACCGAUUGACAAAGUACUUGUUAGUAUAAUUAACAAAAGUUAGGAAAUCGAAUCGGUCAAGCGAAUUGACGGCAUAUUUAUUAUUGACCAAAACACAGGUGCUUUCUACCUUCAACCAACGUGUGUUUAAAAUAUAAUAAUUUUUAUGUGAUUUGAUAACUUGGAAUAUAUAUAUAUUGCAGUGAGAUUUGAAAAUUAAGAUUAUAUACACUGUUUUAUACUCUGUUUGCAGGAAGGAGAAAGAAAUAGAUAUAUAGAGUGAAUUGUUUUUUUAUUGUGUAAAUAAAAAAGUGCGGUUUUUACUAAGCAUAGUUUAUUAGCUUUAAAAUAGUCACUUGCGCGACGCGCAUAUUUCACAAUAUAUAUAUAUAACUUAUAAAUAAUACAUAAAAGCCGCUUUUUUUUUUGUUCUGAAGUAAAACACAAAUAACUUGCAAUAACUUUUUUACGAGUUAACGCAUGUUAUACAUACAUCAAUCGUAUCUAACAUAUGGUUUGUAUUAAAGACAGUGAGGGACGUGUAAAAAAAUAAAGACUAAUCGCGCCAUCAA